Ostrea edulis (European flat oyster) is the source of this 7729-nucleotide messenger RNA. Its product is annotated as actin-like. The record is from RefSeq and is a predicted model, not a curated record. Bases 4312 to 5361 code for a protein of 349 amino acids. NCBI's taxonomy places the organism in Eukaryota, Metazoa, Mollusca, Bivalvia, Ostreida, Ostreidae. The transcript is spliced from 2 exons.
UUUUAUACGUUCUCUGAAUUUGGGGGGGGGGGAUAAUAAAGAGAAAAAAAAAACAACAACCAAAAACCAACAAUCUCAGAUUUGUGGAAACAAUGAAUAACUUUUAAAUUAAACAAGAAAUAACAAAACAACAAUUCCGUAAUCUAGAAUUCACUAUACAAGAUUACACUGAAAAAAUAUUACCAAUAAACAUGUUUAAAUUCCUCAUUUUGGGGGGAAAGCGACUGAUUUUGCACACGAAAAAAAAUCUCAGAUUUCUUGAAACAAUGAAUAACUUUUAUAUUAAACUAUAAAUGACAAAACAAACAAUUCCAUAUUUUAUAAUUUAUUAUAUGUACAAGAUUACACCGAAAAAAUCUAACCAAUGAAUAUGUUAAGAAUUCCUCAUGUUGGGGGAAAACAACUGAUUUUCAAACAAAAAAAUCACAGAUUUCUGGAAACAUUGGUUUCUUUGAUAUACCUGUAAUACCUUACAUAAGAAAAAUAACGAUGCAAUGAUUUGCACAACAUUGGUUGCAAAUAUCAAAAGUAUCCGAUGAUGCAAGAGUAACUUCUUUAAUGCUUAUGCAAGGUGAAGAUAACGAACAGUGAUCAAUCUCAUAACUCCUAUAAGCAAUACAAAAUAGAUAGUUGGGCAAACACGGACCCCUGGACACACCAGAGGUGGGAUCAGGUGCCUAGGAGGAGUAAGCAUCCCCUGUUGACCGGUCACAUCCGCCGUGAGUCCUAUAUCCUGAUCAGGUAAACGGAGUUAUCCGCAGUCAAAAUCAGUGUGUCAAGAACUGCUUAGCAAUCGGUAUGAAACACGUCAGACAGUAUUUGACCCAAUGCUAGGUUGUAUUGACGAAAUAGAUCGUUAUAACGACCAUAGAAUUUGCGAAAUGCUGACUUCAAUCGAGACUGUUGAAACCCCUGUACCAUCAACUUGUUUAUCAGUAGCUUACCUCGAUAUGAAAUUGAAACUGAAUGGAACAGGAAACCCUUUGCCAAAAUUGUAAAUUUCAUUAUUCCAGGUUAGGGUUUGUGGUGCCAGGAUGGGACCAAAAUGGUCACAAUGAUUAAAUGUCUUUAUCAUUUGAAGGACUCCUUUAAUGUUUCUGAUACUAUAUAAAAGCUAAAUGCAUAUAUAGGAAAACAGAAAGGAAUAUACCGAAAUUUUUAAUUCUAGAAUUUUUGACUCAAGGACAGGACCUAAAUAGUCAUGAAGUGUUACAUAACAUACUAGUGUACAUGUGUAUCAUAAUUUGCAUCAUCGGAUACCAUCGUUAUUUCCAACCAAUGAAAAUUGUCCUUACUUUAAUAGAAGAAACAUUUUGCUUAUUUGUAGUCAGUUUUCAAUGUUGAAAUAUGACCCCACCACUUGUCCGAGAUGUGGACUGUACAGAAAACAUUUUGUACAUUGAGGGUCAUUUUUCAAUGUUGAAAUUUGACCCCACCAGAAAUGAGCUCUUGAAAAUAACAUGUCUAAGGGUAAUUUUAAACAAGGGUCACAAUUUCACGCUGGGGAGGGUAGUUAAUUAACGGUCUGGAUCAAUUUUCAACGUUGACAAUUGAUCAAACAUUCGUUGAAAAAUGACCCCUGGGGUCACUAUUUAAUGUUACACUGGCGUGAUGUGUUAAAGUUCAUAUCCUCGUGUAUAAAACACUGUGUUUAAUACGGUCCUCAAAAUCUUGCCUCAAUAUUCCCAAAAUUACUUUGCAAAAAACUUGAAUUAUUUCACACUGUUGCUUUGUUAUUACUUCUAAUUCACUUUCUGGUACCAUUCUAAUAUGAGUGUUAACGUAUGUUAAAACGUCCACAAACGGAAGGAAGUAAGACGGCAAGCGACCUUCCUUGGCAAAAGUAAGCAGUUUUUCGUAAAUUUUUAUGGUUAGUUCCAAAAGACUGUAGGAAGGAAUGUCACCGCUUUCGUUUUUCUCUUCGUGUAAUACAUGGAAUAAACACGUCUUUAACAUAUAGCUCGAAAUAUUCUCCGAAGCAUACAUGACGUCACCGCCUUCCCAUUCAAAUUCAUCCGACGAAUCAUCAUCCAUUUCACAAGAUGACAUGCUCUCUUCAUUUAUGUCGUUCCCGUCGACAGAUAUUUGUGUGCCUGAUGACUGUUCAUCUGUAUUUAUAUCGUUCCCGUCGACAGAUAUUUGUAUGUCUGAUGACUGUUCAUCUGUAUUUUUCUCUUCUGAGUUUGUACCAUCCAUACCAUCGGGGUUCUCUUCAAGCGCCAUGGGGUUGAAAUAAAUCAAUUUGUUUCUGUUAUUUUCAAAUACUGAUGUUUUAAAUUUCAUUCCCAUGUUUUCGUCAAUGAAUGUCUUAUUCUUUGACUCCGUUUUAGCUUUGUCUUUUGGGGUGAAUAUCUUUCGAACAUUGUUUGUUUCAUCAAUUUCCACGAGCCAGGGUACAAUACGGUUGCGUCCAGAAUUUUGUGCUUUAUUUUCAGUACCUUCAGUUUUGUCUUCUGAAACUUCAGAGGCUAGAGAAUUACUAGAUAGCUGUGUGUAGUAUAGUUUGUCUCCCCCUUCAUUUUGGGUCAUGUGAGCAGCCUCUAGUAUACCGUCAGAUUUUCCAUGUUCUUUAAAUUCUGUGUCAUUACCUUCAUCAAACUGAACUUUGGGGGGGAAAUUGUCACUCUUUAAAAUUUUUGCUACUGCGUAACUUUCAGUACAAAUGUGAGGAAGGCUUUGUAAGUACAAUCUAUCCAUUAGAGAGCUAGAAAUUCUCACUAACUGCUUACUGUCGCUUUCAUUCCAUUUACGGCAUUCAGGUGAAUGGAAUAUUAGCAAAUAUUUUGCAUCAACAGACCACGUGGACUGCUUGUUACUCAAUUCCCUAGGCCUCCAAUCCUUUACCAUAGCACCUGGAACAAUAUCAACACCGACUACCAUGUGCUUCAUUAUGCGUCCAAACCAAUGGAUAUCAAGCUUUAUAACUGGCUUGUCCGACGGGUACCCAAGUAGACCGUCAAAAUACAAAUGUUCUGAGGUCCAAAUCUCUGGAGUGUUCAGAGCACAAGUUACUAGAUCUUGAAAAGUAUCUCGAACAAGAUCUGCGGAGAGGAUCUUGCCUUCGAGGAAUGGCUCAAACUUCUCUAUACUUUCACACGACUCAAUUUUCAAUCGAACAAACCCACUAUUCAAAAUGUCGUCAUCUUGACACGGUACACAACAUUUUGAAAAAUUAUCCAAGCAAAACAAAAAAUCAAAUUCGUCUGGAUCCCCUAUUUUUGUGCCUUCUGACGAACUUCCUGUUGGGUAAACAGUGCAGGAAAAUAGUGGAUUCAAUUUUCCUACUACAUUGGCUAUUUUCUGCAUGAGGAUUACUAUUUCUGAUGUUAUUUGUCUUGAUUCAGGUCUUAAUGUUGUCAUUCCUAACCUUGGAGAAUUCACAAGUGAUGACAGAAGAUAAGUGGGAUCAUCUUUGAUUCCUAAACAUUUAGCCAACACUUUCGUCAUGUUGUCCGUGUCUGCUUGAUUAAUGACAAAUCUACAAUACUUUGUGUCAUACUCAGCUCGAGUAUCCUUUGCAUAUGAUUGACCAAGCAGGUCGUAAACAUUACUAUUUCCAACGUGCACUGCUAGGUCCAAAGGCGAAUAUCCAUUGCUAUCCACUAUAUUCACAUCCGCGCCAUGUUGAAUUAACUCGUUGAUUACGGUGGGGUCUCCAUACCAUGCCCCGUAGUGAAGAACCGAGGAACCAUGCUUGUCUACUUCAUUGCAGUUAACCCCAGCUUCUAGAAAUUUUUCAACUAAUGGAGGGUAUAGAGAAAACUUUUGUGAUAUAACAAUAGUUGAUUGUGGAAGAUCUUCGGGGGUGUAAAGUGCAACAUUGGUGAUAGGAGUUCUUCCAAAGUUAUCUUUCAUGCAAAAAUCGGCGCCAAAUUGCUUCAGCAAAUCAAAGCAAUCGUUAUUGAAGACACGGAAUACACAUGUUUGACCGAAAAUGUCCUUUUGAUUUGGGUUUGCCCCAGCUUUUAGCAGAAUCUCUACAAUUUCUGUUCGUCUUCUCAAGAUUGCUUCCAUGAGAGGCGUGGUUCCUAUCAAAGAGGAAGUGUUGACAUCAGCACCGCAGCUGAUCAUCAAUUUUACUGUUUCAGCAAAACAAUCGGAAUUCCCAAUAUAUGUGUAGAACGCCGAGUAUCCACUGCGUUCUUUUUUAUUUAAAAGUGCACCACAAUUACAUUUCAGGAUUUCCCCACGAAGAAAACUGUGAAUAAACUCUUCCUUUUCUUGGAGCAAUUUCUGAUAAUCCUCUUUCUCUUUAAUGUUGUCACUGAAGUCGGACAUAAACAAAUGAAAAAAUGAGUACCCAUCCACAUUAUGCGUUUCCAUGACGCAACGUUUGGUGCGGGUCAAAAGGGUGUCAAAAUGGUGGGCAUGGAACAAAUGGACUGCUGUGUUGGAGAUGAAGCCAGGGUUAAAAAAGAAAUCCUCACUCUUAACCACCCCAUUGAACACGGUAUCGUCACCAACUGGGACGACAUGGAGAAGAUCUGGCAUCACAUCUUCAAUAAUGAACUCCGUGUGAUCCCAGAGGAACACCCCGUCCUCUUGACUGAGGCCCCACACAACCCCAAGUCCAACAGGGAAAAGAUGACACAGAUCAUGUUUGAAACCUUUAACUCUCCCGCCCUGUAUGUCGCUAUCCAGGCCGUACUAUCCCUGUACGGUACCGGUCGCACGAAUGGUAUUGUGAUUGACUCUGGACAUGAUGCAUCUCACUCAGUACCCAUUUACGAAGGUCAUGCCCUUCCUCAUGCAGUGAUGAAACUGAAUCUUGCUGGACGUGACCUAACCAGUUACCUAAUGAAAAUCCUCACCGAACGUGGUUACACCUUUACAACUGCAGCUGAAAGAGAAAUCGUAAGAGACAUUAAAGAGAAAUUGUGCUAUGUUGCUUUGGACUUCGAGCAGGAGAUGGCAACUGCUGCAUCCUCAUCGUCCUUGGAGAAGAGUUAUGAACUUCCUGACGGUCAGGUUAUCACCAUCGGAAACGAGCUAUUCAGGUGCCCAGAGGCUCUGUUUCAACCAUCCUUCCUUGGAAUGGAAUCUGCUGGUAUCCAUGAAACCACAUUCAACAGUAUCAUGAAGUGUGAUGUUGAUAUGAAUAUAAAAGACUUGUACGCAACCAUAGUAUUAUCUGGUGGUUCGACUAUGUACCCUGGUAUUGCUGACCGUAUGCAGAAAGAAAUCACAGCUUUAGCUCCCAGCACAAUGGAAGUCGAGAUCAGUGGCGCAGAAGAUAGGAAAUACUCCGUCUGGAUCGGUGGUGUCACCUUUGCUUCUCACUCCACCUUCGAGCAGAUGUGCAUCAGCAAAGAGGAAUAUGAGGAAUAUGGUCCAUCCAUUGUAUACAAAAAAUGUUUUUAAGGGAGUUAGCUACUGAGCUUUUGAGCACAACUACGCAGGAUGCCAUAACUAAAUAUUUAUUGGAUCAAUACUGAUCCCAUUGGUGCAAACACAUUACGCAUCUAUUACUGAACCCUAUCAAGUUGACAUUUUUGUGUUAAUUAAGAUUUUGAAAGGGUUUGGCAUAUUUAUUUGGCCGAAGGAUUGAUUAAUCAAGAAUUUCUAAAUUUGCAUAUUUAAGUCUCCCAAAUGAAGUUUGGAGACUUAUUGUUUUUGCUCGGUUCUUCUUCUGCUUCUUUCUCGCACUUAAAACUGUCCGACACCGUUCUCCGUAACCAGUCUAUAAAAGUUAUAGACAUUCAAAGAUAUGAUAGAUCAAUGUAUCUAGAUGUGCAGAAAUGUUUCUGUUUUCAGAUUGAAGGGGGUUAGGGUAUAUUUUUGUGGGAUGAAAUGUGAGUUGGGUUUAACAUAGAACUCUAUGGGAAAAAAUUAAUUCCAAAAUUCAACAGAUAUAACUUGACAAAUAUGAUAGAUAGAGUCCUGGGGUCUUCGGAUAUAAAUAGAGAAUGACAGGGCCUACAAAUUAGAAUCAAGGUCAAGUGACUGCAGUGACCUUGACCUCUGGCCAUGAACAUAAACACUAGUAUAACUUUAAAACCGGGACUAAUAGCAACAUGGGAUCUUCAGAAAUGGUAGGAGGAUAGCAGGACCUACAAACUAGUAUCAAGGUCAAAUAAGUCCAGUGACCUUAGAUAAUAAACUUGGUAUUACUUAAGAACUAGGUCUGAUAAAAAAAAUGGGGUCUUCAGAGAGGAUGAUAGGAUCUACAAAUUGGUAUCAAGGUCGACAGACUCCAGUGACUUUUAUCUAUGACCUUGAGCAUAUAAAUGCAUAUAACUUUAGAACUGGAAUUGAUAGAGACAAGAGACCUUCAGAAAUGAAAGGAGGAUGAUAAGAUCACAUACUAGAAUGAAGUUCAAGUGAGUCCAGUGACCUGACCUCUUACCUUUGAACAUAAAAUAUGUUUUACUUAAGAACCAGGUCUUAUAGUGAUACAGGUCUUCAGAAAUGAUAAAAGGAUGAUGAGAUCUACAAAUCAGUAUCAAGGUCAAGUGACUCCAACGACCUGACCUCUGACCUUGAACAUAUAAAUUCAUAUAAUUUUAGAACUGGAAUUGAUAGACAUUGGAUCAUCAGAAAUAAUAAAAGGAUGAUGGGAUCUACAAAUUGUUAUCAAGGUCAAGUAACUCCAGUGACCUUGACCUCUGACCUUAAACAUGCGUCUGGUAUAACUUUCGAUCUCGGACUGAUAGAGACUUGGAAUCUUCAUAAUUGAUAAAAGGGUGUAGUGACCUACUAACUAGUGUCCCUAGUGACGUUGACCUUGUUUUCAAAAACUUGAAUAACUUUAGAACUAGGACUGAUAGAGACAUGAGAUCAUCAAAAUGAUGAGAGAAUGUUGGGACCUAUGAACUAGAAGCAAGGUCAAGUGACACCAGUUUUAAAGGGGAUUUUUUGAAAAAUUUUAAAAUCAAAGUCGUCGUGAUCUAGACUUUUUAAAUGAAGUUACAAUUGGCUUGGAUUUUGUCGAGGGAGGAAAUUCGUAGUACUCAGAAUAUACAGUCAGUGCUUUGUUUAGGAGACUUUAUAAUCGGUAGAUUAUAAUCACAUCUUGUACAGUUUCGAUUUCAUCCAAUAUAUCUUCUAUUUUAUACUCCAAUACGUGUAUUUCAGUUUUAUAACUUAUGAUACAAGUACAUGUAGUUGAGACUUAGAACUAGUUCAAAUGUUGUAAUUUAUUAAUUUGGUUAAUAGACUGUAUAUUUUUCCACACAGAUUUUUAACACUUUUAAAUAAAUUUACUCCAAAUUUGUAUAGAAAUUCAGUAUUUUCGCCAAUAAUUUAAAAAAAUUGCUCUCCAAUCCCCACUUGUUUUAGUUUCAUUUUAAAUUUUAAGACAAGACCUUGAAAAUUAUGAGAAAUUUCAGAAAUUAACACUCCUAAUAUGUCCUUUUAAACUUUCAAAUUUGAUAUCAUGAAUUUUUUUGUAUAUCAGGUGCAAAAAGGUCAUUAUUUAUUUCCGUUACUAGUAUUAAACUUUUUAAUCUGUAGUGUUAGAAGACGUGAUUAUGUAUGUAUUUUAUGUAAUGAUUGAUUUGUGUUGCUUUUGUUGUGUUGACACCAACCACUAACAGAUCAAUUCAAGUUUGAUUGCAUAAAUCUUGAGUCGAUCUUAAGUGCAAAAAGGUAAUGUUUAAAACACUGUAGUUCAAUAACAAGCAUUGCGACCCUAGUUUUUCUUUUCAAUAUCCUAAUUCUCCUUAAAUGUAGAAAUAAAACACACACACACACACACACACACACACACACACACACACACACACACACA